GAUCCGGCCCAAUCUCCAUGCCCGUGAAUUUCCCCGGCCCGGCCCGGAACCGAAGACGCAUCUGCCUACCUCCCUCCAUACGAAUGCCUGAACCUGAAGCGGCGCAUGGACACCAUAAUGAAUUGAAAUGCAGAAGAAAAUUUGAGAGCAGCGAAGCGAGUUCGUGGAUCGGUGAUAAACGAGAAGGGAUCAUCAAUGGUCGCCUCGUGAUCUCGUGAUCAUCCAGGAAUUUGAGCGGAUUCCAAAACAAUUUCCAAUGGCUCGCCCGCCUGAAGAUCCUGAAACCCUAGAAUCUGGUGUUCUCUUCGACUGGUACGUCAACCAUUCCCUCUCCUCGCCCUUCUACGUAGCCGGGGACUCUCACGUCGUUUUCGCACCCCCCUCGCCGGCCUUCGAUUCCGGGUUGGAAUCCGACGGUUCCGACUCGGCUCGCGAUUCUGAAGAUAUUGUGGAAGUCGGAGCUGUUGGUGGCGCGGAAUCGGGGCUGGAGAUCGAUUCGGAUCGGCUCGAAUCGGUUUCCGAGUCCAUCCAAUACGCCGCAGCGGAUGAGGUGGAUCCGCAAUGCGCUGGAUUGCGAGUGGUGAGCAUCGAUUCAGAUUCAGAUUCGGUUUCGGAGUAUCAGGAAUCCGAGAACUUUGACUCGUUCGACUUGGAAUCUCAGAGGAACCUGGCUGAGGAGCUCGAGUGGGAGGAGGUGAGCGAGCAAGCGCACGAUAGGGACGAAGAUGUGACGGUCUCGUCGGAAAAUUUUACCGAGGAAUUUGGAGGAGCAGAAGAAGAUGAUAAUGACUCCGUCGCGCGUCAUCUGGAGUGGGAGUUUCUCCUCGCGGUGAACAAUAUGCAAAGGAACUUAAUUUGGGACUCUGAUCCUCAUUCAGCUGCUCCUGAUGAUUUCUUUUACGCCGCUGAGUUUGACAUUUUGCUUGACCAGUUCGUAGAAAACGAAAUCGCAAUUAGGGGAAGUCCACCGGCUGCGAAAGCAGCUGUCGAUGAUUUGCCUCUGAUUAUUCUGAGUGAAUCGGAUGUACAGUCGAGUGGUGGAGUUUGUGCGGUUUGUAAGGAUGAGGUUUCGGUAGGGGAUGGAGUGAGGAAGUUGCCUUGUUCUCAUUACUAUCACGGAGAUUGUAUCUUGCCGUGGUUGGCCAUUCGAAACUCGUGUCCCAUUUGUCGAUACGAGUUGCCCACGGAUGAUUUGGAGUAUGAACGAAGUAAAAGCCGGAGCAACGGAGGAAGGGUCAUGUGGGAUUCGCAGGUCAGUGAGGAGUUCGAACUGUUUGCAUGAGAUUGUCUGUGGCGCAAUGUAGAUAGUGUUCCUUUGGCUUACAAAGUGUAAGAUGGUUGAAUUGCUGGUGAUGAUGGAUAUGUUUGGCCGUGUUGUUUUUUUACAUACAAUGAUUUAUACAGGAAAUGUACAUAUGCCACAUUGGGGGUGUCACCUUGGCAUGGCAAAACAAUUAGUAUAAUGUUAGUUAGUCUUAUUGUAUAGUUGGUGAAAGAUUCGUUAGAUUCGCUCUCUUCAAGAAUCAGUUGCUUAAUGCUAUAAGUUAUUGUAAUUUUUGACUUGCUACUCUCUAUGAGAAGGAUUUGAUAAA
This is a messenger RNA of Rhodamnia argentea, 1592 nucleotides long. Its product is annotated as E3 ubiquitin-protein ligase CIP8. NCBI's taxonomy places the organism in Eukaryota, Viridiplantae, Streptophyta, Magnoliopsida, Myrtales, Myrtaceae. The record is from RefSeq and is a predicted model, not a curated record. Gene Ontology annotation, molecular function: ubiquitin protein ligase activity. Gene Ontology annotation, cellular component: cytoplasm. The transcript has a single exon. Gene Ontology annotation, biological process: protein ubiquitination. Bases 257 to 1282 code for a protein of 341 amino acids.